UUGCUUCAACCAAAGCUCCCUCCCAUAUUGGACAUAUUCAUCGUCUUCACAGAUUGUAUUGUUCCAAUACUCUCAUCUGCUCUCCAGCGCGACCUCAAUACCGCGUCUACUCAUCGUCUGUUUGACGAGAUCAUUUCUUUCAGCGCCCAGAGGGCCGCUCUCUUCCAGCGUCCAGAGGGGCGCUUCCGACGUCGGCAGCGCCAGGAAUGGCAGCAACCAUCUAGUUCCAGACCUCUUCAGCCGUAUUGUCGGGCUCCGAUAGGGCUGAGCAACAUGCAUGCGAGCAUCAUCCCAAGGCCAACGUUUUCGAGGCCCUCUACCUGGGACGCGAAUUUUCCCGGCCAGAUCGAAGACAGGGCGGGUCUGUUCAUGCUGGAUAUCGCAAUGGACCUUUUUCAGAGGGAAAAGGACCCUAGUGCGAUACCUGCAAUUCGGGAAAGGUCUGAUUACAACGGAACUCGCCUCUUCCCUGCCUCAGAGAACUCCCAGUCUGCCCAGGGACCGGGCAUCUCAGAGGUAUCGUCCUUCGAUCUCGGACUGGUCUUCGAUGUCCUGACACACAAGGACACCCUCAUUCAAGGCUCAGGCCGUCUGCGUGAGCUGCUAUCUCGAGAGACUUUCGACGCCAGUAGCCGCAUCGACCUGUUGUCCAAUAUCGAGCCCGGAAAGGUGAUGAUUCUCCAGGCUCCUGCCCAUUUCCUCAACACCCUGCCCAGCACCCCGUCACCACAAGGACCAAAGGGGACCUUGGGACAGGCGAGCCGAAAAGUUUCAAAGGAAACGAAACCUUGUUGCACGAUUCUGCCGUCGCCACCAGAGGGUGGCUGUGCUGGUGUGACCAAGAAUGGUCUCUUCUACACCCUGCUUGCCAACAGCUCCUCGAAGACGACCGCUGACCACGCCAACCUGCCUGACGACCAGCCGGAGACCUUCUUGGCUUUCAUGAAGUGCUUUGCCCAAUCCAGCAAUGCUCGACUUCCUCCUGCCGCCCAAUAG
This is a messenger RNA of Diaporthe amygdali, 996 nucleotides long. RefSeq lists its product as uncharacterized. The transcript has 6 exons. Lineage: Eukaryota; Fungi; Ascomycota; Sordariomycetes; Diaporthales; Diaporthaceae. The record is from RefSeq and is a predicted model, not a curated record.